Cololabis saira (Pacific saury) is the source of this 5554-nucleotide messenger RNA. It is a transcript of the gene gdpd4a, whose product is annotated as glycerophosphodiester phosphodiesterase domain containing 4a. The record is from RefSeq and is a predicted model, not a curated record. Gene Ontology annotation, molecular function: glycerophosphodiester phosphodiesterase activity. The transcript is spliced from 17 exons. Gene Ontology annotation, biological process: lipid metabolic process. The coding region runs from base 225 to 2018 and encodes 597 amino acids. Gene Ontology annotation, cellular component: membrane. Lineage: Eukaryota; Metazoa; Chordata; Actinopteri; Beloniformes; Belonidae.
UGCUGCUGCUCGGGACUCCAGCGCUCCCUGCUCGGGACUCGGAGCGGAUUUUAAAAAACUAACCCUUAAAACAAACCAACGGAAAAACAAGACGGUGUUGACGGAGAAAAUAAACGCCUGCUCGGUGAAGACAGAGAGGUGUUCAGUCCUGCCCUUCAUUCCUGCUCUGUCUCCCCGUCUCCCUCCCCUCUCCGCGUGGGUGAUGCUGGGCUGUGGCUGAGCAUAUGCCCGUGACCGGACUGAAGCUGGGGAAGCUAAAGGUGGUGCGGCGGCAGCUGCUGCAAAGGUAUGAACACCAGCCCUUUGUCUCCUGCCUGGCUGGCCUCUACGGUUGCCAAUGGAGACGAUACCAAAGAGCCCGUGCACAGCCAGGAGAGUGCUGCUGCAGCAAGGUGGAGUGUGGCAGUUUUGGCCUCCUGAUCCUCACCUUCUUCCUGAGUUUUGUUUUUCUUUAUUUCUGGAUUGAAGCCCAGAAUGACUACAAUGACUUUGACUGGUUUAAUUUUGGGACUCUGGGUUUCUGGUUCCCCUGGUCUCUGGUCCUGCUGGUCGUGGCAGCUGCCCUCUUCACUUAUAUUGCCCUUUUGCUGGUCCUGGCCGUGUGUCUGCUGUCUGAGGGUCAGAGGCUUUACCUUCACUGGAGCCACAAGACUGGCAUCAUGGUCACAUUGGCCUUUUCCGUCACAGCUACCGCCAUCAUGUCUGACCUCUGGAGUAAAGAAUGGAAAACGCUCCUCCUCUCCUUACAGGUUACGGCACCUUUCUUGCACAUGGCUGCAGUCUCAUUAAUGGCUUUUCUCUCUUGGCCAAUUGCUUUGCACUUCUUCCGUAUGAACAAGAAAGUGCGCCAGGUCGCUGUCCUGGGUCUCUACCUGUCCGUGCUGUUCUCUCUCUACCUGGUUCCUCUGGGAAUGUACUCGCCCUGCAUUAAAGAGGCCGGGACUCUGGGACCUGCACCCACGCUCAUCGGACACAGAGGAGCUCCCAUGCUUGCUCCGGAGAAUACUGUCAUGUCGUUUGAAAAGGCAGUGGAAGCUGGAGGAGAAGGACUGGAGACUGAUGUGACCAUCAGUUAUGAUGGCGUUCCCUUCCUGAUGCACGACUCCACGCUGAGGAGGACCACCAACGUCGCAGAGGUUUUCCCAAAUCGAACCCACCUUGAUGCGUCCAUGUUUACCUGGGCCGAGUUACAGCAGUUGAACGCUGGCGACUGGUUCUUAUCGAGGGAUCCGUUUGGGACUGCGUCAUCCCUGUCUGAGACGGAUCACUCCCAGGCCCAGAACCAGUCCGUUCCCUCAUUGGCACAGUUCCUGAACGUGGCAGCAAAAAGUGGCAAACUCGUGCUGUUUGAUCUGCGCAAACCACCGUAUGAUCAUCCGUACAGUCAGUCGUACAUCAACACCACCCUGCAGGUCGUGCAGGCCCACAUCAACUCAUCCCAGGUGCUGUGGCUGCCAUCAGAAGACAGAGAGCUGGUCCAGGCUGCAGACCCAGAGCUGCAGCAGACCUCAGGGGAAAAGGCCUCCAUUCAGGAGCUGACAGACAGCCACAUCACCAGACUGAACCUGCACUACAGCACCAUGUCUCAGCAGCAGAUCCGGAAGUACCUGUCGGUGAACAUCAGUACCAACCUGUAUGUGAUCAGUCAGCCAUGGCUGUACACGCUGGCCUGGUGUGCUGGAGCACAGUCUGUCACCACCAACUCCAUUCACAUCCUGUCUGGGAUGAGCAGGCCCCUCUUCCUCAUGACCUCUGAGAACUACAGUCUAAUGUGGACUCUUACUGAUGUGGUGUCUGCCGUCCUCAUUUUUGCCAUUUUCGUAUUCCAUUGGUGGAGAGAGAGAGGCCUGCCCUUCUGGUCCGGCAGCCGCCAGACGCGCGAGAACGGCCCGUACAGCAAGUUCAGGACAGAGCUGAGCGACGUCUGGUCCAUCUCCAGCGUCAGCGUUCGGCCGGACCUGCGGAGCGUUCCCAGUUCCCCCAGUACCCCCCAGCUGCCCACCAUCACGGAGGAGUGACGGCGGCUGGACAGCCAGACAGAGACGAGCAGAGACAGAGAGGCAAGAACGACAUCUACAACGAGUUUAAAAAAGUAGUUAUUUCCAUUAUUUUAGCUGUCAUAAUAAUCUUCUAUUACAUGAGAUACGAGUUAAUUAACAUGAUUAAAUAUCAUUGAUUGUUUAGCAUUAGAAAGUAAGACCAUGACGGUCAUAUCAGAGGAACAGAACCUUAUAAGAAUAUAAAGGUUAAAGGGGGAAGAGUUUGUGGACGUUCUGGACAAAGUGUCCAGAAACAGAAAAGAGGGAGGUGUUGAGGAACAGCAGAGACGGCGGACUUUCCGUUCUCUGCUCCCUCGCUCAUCCUCUAUCUUUAGCCUGGCUGCACGGACUGAAAUGUUGGAACCGCACAUCCUUCAGGGACCGGAGCAGAGGCACUCUGCACACCAGCUCUGCCCAAGACUUUCACCUUACAGGAGCCGUCAAACGUUGCCUGAGGAAAUAACCACGAGACCAGAGACUGAUGUGCACGAGAACAGUGUCACGUCUGGUCGUCCAUCACCAGCUGAGCCCACAGAGCAAGCCAGGACUCUCCUCGGCAGACGGGGGGAAAUGACCAAUAUGAUCUGCUGCAGUGAAACAAGUCUGUCACUCUUCUCAUCUCCAACGUCACGUUAACGGAAACCAAACGUUUGUAAGAUGAUGUAAAAAAAACUGGUGGUUCAGAAAAUUGUCAAUUCAGAGCGAGGCAGAUAUGAUUUCCUUUUUUUUGUUGUUUGUCGUCUACUGCUUGAAUGCAUUUGACAAAACUUUAAACCUUGUUUUAAAGGAGCUGUUUUCUGUUAGGAUUAUGAUUAGAUGAGCGUAUGUAAAAGUAAUACCUGUCAGUCAAAAGCCAGGCUUUAGACUGAUCUGAGUAUUUACCGUAUUUUCUGGACUAUAAGCCGCACCUGCAUAUAAACCGCAUCCGCUCUAUUUAAAAAAAAAAAAAGAUAUGCAAGCCGCAGAUAUUUCUGUUGUUAGAUUAGAUAUUUACUACAUGUACAGAAGGAUUUUGAACUGUAAAUGAUGUACAUGUAUGUACCUAAAUAGAUCCUUUCCUAACAGUGUCUUUUAACACGGCAGCAACUUUGCUGAUUAAAACGGGACAGAAUCAAGAGAAAAUAACCGGUAUUUAUUUAUCUAUUUAUCUGUUUGAAAUCUGCUUCUACCUACUUCUAUCUGUAGUGUAUUCUUCUUUGCAUUUAUUUUGUCUUAGUUUUGAUUCUAAUUCCGGUUAGAGCGCCCCGAGCGCUGGAAGAAAAAUCCACAGAAUAGCUGCACCUUUGUAUAAGCUGCACGGUUGAAAACCUAUAAAAAAGUAGCGGCUUAUAGUCCAGAAAAAACGGUAGUUUCAUUUAGUUUGUUUUAACUUUCUCAACAAGCCAACAUCAGAUGUUUACAAGUUCCUUUAUGUGGUCAUCUCCUUCAGGGACGACAUGCCCACAUUUCAGUUAUCAUCUUUACUGUAAGUGUGUCCACGGGGACGCUCGAACUACUCCACUAAAGUAACUAAAUACUUGUAAAGUGUUAUAAUGUUUUGUAUAAGAUGCUCUAAGCUGUGUGAUAUGUGGACUCCAGCGUCGCCCCUGCAGGAAGAAUAGCGCAUCCGAUCAUCAUUCAUGGGUUUACAUUGGAUGAAACCCUUUGGGUGUUUAUGUCUUUCCUCUGUUGCUGUAAUUCUGAAGAGAACAUGGACGUCAGUGCGGCCGAUGCGGGACGGUGGGCCGCGCCGGCUCAGGAUUACGGCGGUUAAAAUCAGAGCAGACGGGUUUUUAGGAAGCAGGGCAGCUUUCCUAGACUCUGUUAUUGACAGAAAACACAGACAGACAAAAACAGCCAUCUGUGCGCCGCCUCAUGGCAACUCUGAUGAUGAUCUACGUUUAUCUGCAUCACCCGGGGCGUUUUCUGGCAGAUAUUUCCACUAAAUACAGCAGGGGCAGCAUAUUUGCCUGAUGUACAGUACGUCUGUUGAUAUGGCCAUAUGUAAAGUUAGAAAAGACGUAUAUAUUUAUCAGACAAGAGGCGUCGUAUUCACCAGAGAGCAAUGUCCUUUUAUGAUGUUCCUCCUCUUCACCAAACAUGAGAUUUUUCAUCACAAAUGAGGCUAUUUUUUUUAAUGUUUGUUAUUUUAACUGAAUUUUCAACAUGAUAGGUCUCCUUUAACACUGUCCAUGUUCUUGGUCUGACUGGAUGAAUGUAAACCUGAGGUUUCAGGGAGUAUUGUAAGUAUUUAUGUUUGCACUAAAGUGAAUGUAUCGUGAAGCGAGACGAUGCGUCUCCGUAGUAUGAGGAUUGAUUAGUCCGGGGGGUUCUCGGAGUUCGGCCCCCCAGUUUCCGUCAUAUGCAGUAUCAACAUCAUUUAAAGGUUAAAAAGUUAGGACAGAAGUUGAACUAUUUUAUGGGGCAGCACUUUUAAAACGUCUGAUUUUUCUCAGAUACACGCAGUAAUCUGUGGAAGUACUGUCUACUCAAUCUAUGCUACAUGGUCCUACCUAAAACUGAUCUUAGAUGAAGCUGGAUGUGCUGCAGCAAGUGCCAUUAAACGAUUUAUUUUCGUUAUUGAUUGUAGGAUUUCUAUCAUUUACCCAUCACGGUGUAAAUAACAGAGGAAUCUGAGUGCAGGAAGUCCUUUAGAAAGCAGGAGCUGACCUCGACUGCUGCGGGGGGCCAUCUGGUAUUAUUUGACCUGCAUCUCAUGUCAGACCUGCGUUUGAAUCACUUCAUCAGGAUUGAAAAUACUCGUUUGCAAUAAGAAGCUGCUGGAUUAUUUAUUUUUUCUUACAUUUUCAAGGCAACACGGGACCUCUAAACGAGAAGUUAAACGCCGCUGGUAUGAUUUAGAAAGCACGGUCAUAGUUCUGACGGCGAAUUUUAGCAAAUGCAACGUAGCUAAAGUCAUAUUAAUGAAUAUUUAGUGCUUAGUUUAACUGUUUCUGUUGCAAAUAUAGUAUCUAUUUUUAGUAUUUUAGCUACUGCACAGCCAUAUUUAUUCUAUUGAAUAUGACGUUUCCCACCGUGAGGCCGCUCAUUUUUGAUGAGCGAGUCUGGUGACGAUGCACCACUGCGUUGGUUUUCCUCUGGAGAUGCUUUGCAUUUUGAGCCUUGCACGUGUUGGAUUUAUCCAACUUUUAUUUUAUAGACGCUUUCUUAUAAGUGGGCCACAGCCACCAUGUACUUUAGUUGAUGUAGAUCUCUGUGUUUAUAUUAUAUAAGAUAAGAUGUUUUUAUUUUAUUCAGACCAACUUUAUCCUAGAAUCCAGUGUUUCCCAAAACACAGAGUGUGAAGUCAAAAUAGUUUACUCUGCAAUCAAGAAGGAUAUGUUGACAAAUCUGGUAACCCCCCCCCAGUUUUAGUAAUGUUGACUUCAGGCAUUUAUUGCCCUGAGUCUAAAGUUUUUAACCCUAAAAUGCCUGAUGUGUUAUAUUUGACACAUGAAUUUCUGAAACCUCUGACCCCCCCCACUUACCCGGCCCCCAUAAUGUAAAAAAAAUUAAUAAAUAAAUAUAUAUAUAUA